Molecule: messenger RNA, 3292 nt
Organism: Syngnathus acus (greater pipefish)
Lineage: Eukaryota; Metazoa; Chordata; Actinopteri; Syngnathiformes; Syngnathidae
Exons: 2
Coding region: 302-2125 (607 amino acids)
Molecular function (GO): neuropeptide hormone activity
Source: RefSeq, a predicted model, not a curated record
GCCGUGGUGCUGAAAACAUCCACUACAAUACAUUAGCUGCACGGCUUAAAGUGACAAAAAGCAGUUUUGAUUUGUUUUUAAAGAGUAACAUUUUUAUCUGAAUAUUCUUAAAUGUCGCGCGCAGGCUGAGAAGAAAGAGAAGAUUUUAAGAUUCUCCCCAGUCUUGAUGAGAUUAAUUUUUGGAGCUUUACUUUGACUUUUUUUUUUUUUUUUUUUUUUACCCCCCAUCGCUCGCCCCCCACCCCCACCACCCCACUAUAGUGGGACCCCAGGUGCGUCACCUCCCUCCUGCCUGCCCUGCAUGGUCAUGACCAGUCAUCACCCCCCUCCCUCAGCCCGCCUCAUCCUAUUGGUCCUCCUCACCGUCACUCUGUGGCUGGCCACCAACGCUGCCCCCGCAUGGGCCGAACCCGAGGACAGAGGGACAGCAGAGGGAGGGGCGGCGGAGAAAGAGGAGGAGACGGUGGUUGUUCUGCCGCCCCGGGGCGACGACGGCGGAGGCAACAAUGCGUCGCGGGACCGGGACGAGCGUCCGGAGCUGGGAUUGGACCCGGCGCGGGUGCUCGCAGUCCUCCUACAGGCUCUGGACCUGGAGGGUGACGAAAGACAGGAGGGGGACGAGAGACAGGAGGCGUCCUCUAGCUUGGUGGACGUCAAUGAGAUAAGGAGGCAGUCCGGGGCUGAUGAGGUUAUCCAAGACUUUGAGGAGGAACGGGGUCACGGGCGGUCAAAUGAGGACCUCAUGGAGAAAACACCAGUUGAUAGUUUCCUGGCUUCCGCCCCCCAGGGGGACGAGAGCUCCCUGCAGCGCAAAAUCCGCGGCUACUUCCAGAACAUUGAUUUGGGCCUCCAAGACAAUGAGAUUCUGCCACCCCUGAAGGGCUACAAGGCGUACAACACACAGUUGGCCCGAGCUGGAAAGAAGCUCCACUGGCAGGAAAAUUCUGCCGCCCAGGCCGGCCCCAUCAACGGCGGUAACUUCAUGGAUGACUUUGAGGACGAGGGCGGCGAGCUGGAGGAGGAGGUGGAGGAGGAGGACGAGAGCCUGAGCCGCAUGGAGGAGGAGGCCAGGGCCCAGGCUGAGAAGCUGGAGGUACUCAGGCAGCAGGAGGAAGCCGAGCGAGCCCGCGAGGAGGAGCAGCGUUUGGCCGACGUGGCCUCCGACAUGCUGCUACAGUACAUGGGCCGCAAGCAGCAGGCCUUCCUCAAACCACGGCAGAAAAGCAGCAACGCUGCCGAGGACAAGCGCUCUGAGGAAGUCCUCCUCCCCGUCCAGGACGAGGACGACCUGGACCAACAGAUGAUCGAUCGUCUCAUCGAGAUCAGCAGCAAGCUGCACCUGCCGGCUGACGACGUCAUCGAGAUCAUCAGCGACGUGGAGGAGAAGAAGAAGAAGCGGAAAGAACUACAGCAGCAGCUCCCUGCGGUUGCUGCCUUACCCGUGGUGCCCCGAUUUAGGCCCCUGGUGCCCCCCCCUCUGGCCGCGCCGCCCAUCUACCAUUACACGGCCUCCAAAAACCCCAAGAAAGCCCCCUACAAGGCCCCCUACAAGGCCUCCUACAAGUCCAUGAAGAAGUGGCAGAAGGACAAAGGCAAGUCGCGCAAACAGGACUUGUGGUACCAGCCUCAGAGCCCCAUCGACUACUGGUACAAACCCCAGAAACAGUUCCUGGCCUUCCCUUCCUACCCGUACUACCAGAAGCCAUAUCGGGCGUACUACCCUGUCUACUUCCCUUACCCCAAGCCGCAGUACUACGGCAAGCCCCCUUCCGCCCGGGACCAGACCUUCAACACCCAGGACCUUGAUCCGCAGGGUCCGCGACGUAGGCACAGGGGCCAGGGCAAGAACCGGGGGCAGGGCUGGAGGCAGAGGCCGGCGCCCCGCUUGCCCGACACCCCGUACAUCUCUAACUAUAUCCUGCCCCACCCACGGACCUACCAGCCCCUGCCGCCCCCGAAACCCCUGGCCCCGCCCCGGAGGGGCAGGCGGCCCCCCUUUUACUACCAGCCGGCCACAACCCGGGACGACGACUACGAGGAAGACGGCCUGGUGCCUCAGAUGGACAGUGAGGAGGAGCUGGAGAACUUUAUCGAGAGGAUCUACAUGAAGCGCAGAAUGUACUGAAUGACUGGUUUAGGGAGGGAGGGGGGGGAUUUGAAGCCCAGGGUGGGGGCGGUGUUAUCGUAAGGCUAAAAUGUAUCAUUUGGAUGGUCCAGGAAUGAGAUUCCAGUUUGUUCUAAUCCAUUCUUUUUUUGAUGUUGUUGAAAAGGUUCGCUCAGAUGAAUGGGGCUGGGAGGGGCUUACCCUGCACUUCGCCAUGUUUACAUUGUGAACACAGGGCGGAGUAUGUCCGUCUCCAUUCAGGUUUUCUACAACACACAGCGUCACUGGAACCAUGUUUACAACAUGUCUUUGUAUGUUACAUUACACACACAGACACACACACACUCCCAAAAAAAAAAAAAAAUCAGACAAGUUUUUGGUUGUAUCAGAUGUGUGCAGGUGCCUUUUACAAUUUAAGGGAGGGCACAUAUAUUUUUUGAUUUUUUUUUUUUAACCCCCUGAAUUUUUGCCUUACACACACUAGUCUCAUCCCGAAGCCCCGCGGUCCCCACAAAGCACAAAACACUUCCAGAUCUGGUGGGCCGAGGUUUCGCCAUCAUUCUUGCCAUCCGAUUGGAUGCGAUUUUAUGUCAUCUUUUUUAGCAUGAUUCAUAUAAUUUUUUUGUUGUUGUUGAUUGUAUCCAUAAUCUUUAGGGCCCUCGUGGAAUCUUUGCGUUGUUAUAAGGGAUUUGAAAUUCAUUCUGGCAAAAAAAAAAAUAAAUAGUUUAAAGGGGUAAUAUCCAAUUGACAUUAUGUAUUAGAAAAUACGUUUGAUCCUUUUAUGGGUUAACCAUGUGUAAAUUGGCACGAGGGCCCGUUCAUCACUUUAGUUUUGUUUAAAAAAUAUAUAUACUUGAAGUCCGCCGCCACCAGUGUGGGGGGACCAAUCGCUUUUGUUCAUUUCCUGAAGAAAUUCAAUGACGAGUUUGCGGUGGGGUGGGGGAAGUGUCAGGGAUUGUGCUAUUUAAAAAAAAAAAAGAAAACAAACAAACAACAACAACAUGCACGUCUUUCUACUUGCAUCUUUGAAAAAAGGACAAAAAAAUGUGGGAAAAAAAAUAAAACAGUGUGGAGAAUUCAAGAUGGCUGUCUUCUCUCAUUAAAACUGUGAACACUAACAAUUAAAAAAACAAAACAAAAAACAAGAAGGAGGAAGACCUGCUGACGCCAUCUGUGUGAACGAGUGUU